UGUUGUGAUACUUAUUCAAAUAUAGUAAUAUAUUUUUGACUUUUCAUUGUGAACUCAGAUUCUAGUUACUCAUUGAACAUGGCGCUGCCUAACGACAUGUGCGGAAGAUAACGUGCAAUCUUUGUCGUGUUAGUCUCUAUUCAGUGAUUGAUUAUAACUUGUUGUAAUUGUAUAGAGCUCUUGUACACAUUAUUGAGAACUAGGUAAAAGUCAAGUGUCACUAUAUAGUGAUAUUUCGUGCAAAUAUCGCGUUUUGCAAUGGUGAAAACCAGACGUAGUAACGGAGAGAAUGGGGACGUUGACGAUGGAAAUUACUCACCGAAUGAAGCUGGGAGUGUUUCUGACGAAAAGGCCUCCAAUUGGUCUCAAAGAGAAUUGAGAAGUAGCCAGUUUAAAGUUAAAAGAAAAAUACAGCGCUGGCCAACAAGAUACAAUCGGAGCCGAUUAAGAUCUAUCAAGAUGCCUCGCAUCAUGUUUCCGGAAAGUGAUACAGAGCCAGAAAAAUAUUCAAGAAGAUCCCGUCAAGUGAGAGUAUUUUUUGCCGAUGACAAUGAUUCAACAAAUAGGAGCAUGACAAUUCGUAGGAGCCGUGGUCCAAGGAAGAAUUAUAUGGAAGAUAGUGAAGAUAAACCAAUACAGCAGAAUGUAAGGCGCAGUUGCCGCAAGCGUAAGCUACUACAUCACAACUUCAAUGAAAGCUGGAUUACUAAUGAGUUGAAAGUCAAAGGGUACCCAGAUCUGUAUGGAUUCCCGGGUACAAGCUCGUCGGAUGAAUUUACUUCGGGUGAUGAAGCUAGGGUUAAUAAUAAGAAGAUUCAGCAGUCAAACAGAAACAGCCUUCCACAAAAUACAGAUGAAGAUACACAAUUGUCUAGACAGAGAAGAACUUCUGCUAGAUUUAAAAUGAUUAAGGAUGCAUCAGAGUCCGAUUCAGACAAUGACAACAAUGAGACAGUGAUCGAGAAAAAGCCAGCAGAAGUGCCAAAGACACAAGACGAGAAGAUGGAUACUAGCGAGCCACAGGUCAAGGAAGAGGAAGAUACUAAAGAUGACAAAGAAAAGGAAAAGGAAAAUAAUGAAGAUAGCGAAAGCAAUCAGAGACCGGUUCGAAGUACACGUGGUAGAGGCAGAAGACGACAGAAAAAAGAAGAUAGCCACCAGGAGUCAGCAUCCGAAUCAUCAUCAUCAGAAUGCAGCGAGAUAACACUACGGCCUCGUCGUUCGAACCGCACGCGCGCUGCCAAGCCGGCCUUCGUGCAGAUCGCGCCACGACAGACGCGCGGACGAGGUAACACAUUUACGAUUAGGAAGAAACCAUAUAGUUUAAGAGAACGAAAACCAAAAUUAUUACGUAGGAAAACGAUUCGAUCUCAAUCUCCAUCAAGUGGAAGCAGUAGCAGUAGUACGAGUUCGGAUACCGAAGAGGAUCUCAAUGUUUCCAUGAAGAAUAAGACUAAGGGGAGACAAAAGUCGAGAUCAACUGACGAUAAGAAGACUGACAGAGCACUGCGCGAUAUACAACCAAUAGAAGUAGAUGGCAGUGUGCGCUUUUCAUCGGUGGGAGGUCUAGAAGAGCACAUAAAGUGUCUCCGCGAAAUGGUUCUAUUUCCCCUCAUGUAUCCAGAACUCUUUCAAAAGUUCAAAACUCGACCAGCGAAGGGAGUUUUGUUCCACGGACCUCCGGGAACUGGGAAGACGUUAUUGGCCAGAGCUUUGGCUAACGAAUGCAGUUUGGUUGGGGGCAGAAAAGUGGCCUUCUUUAUGAGAAAGGGGGCAGACUGCUUGAAGAAGUGGGUCGGGGAAAGUGAGCGGCACUUGAAGCUGCUUUUUCAACAGGCGAACAAAAUGAAGCCGUCCAUAAUAUUCUUCGACGAGAUAGAUGCGCUCGCGCCGGUGCGCAGCGUGCGGCAGGAGCAAGUGCAUACUAGUGUGGUCGGCACGCUCUUGGCCGAAAUGGAUGGCGUUUGUGAGAGAGGCGAAGUGGUAGUUAUUGGAGCCACGAACCGUCUGGACGCAGUGGACCCAGCACUCCGUAGAGCUGGCAGGUUCGAUAGAGAACUGCACUUCCCUCCACCGAACGCGGCUGCUAGACGAGAUAUACUGGAUAUAUACACUAAGGACUGGACUCCACGACCUAGCGAAGAUACACUGAACUAUAUAGCCGAUGUUAGCAGCGGUUAUGGAGGAUCGGAUUUGAAAGCGUUAUGUUCAGAAGCUGUACUUAAAGCGUUAAGACGAGUCUAUCCACAAGUCUAUGAGAGUGAACACGCACUUAUGAUCGACCCGAGAAAUGUGGAAGUAACGCAAGCGGACUUGGAAACAGCGAUGGAGGGUCUAGUAGCGGCGGGUGCCCGCGCUGCGCCGGCGGCCGCGCAGAGGUUGCCGCACUUCUGCCGGCCGCUGCUCGCCGCGCAGGUGCGCGCGGUUGCCGCGUCGCUGCCGGCCACGCUGCUCAGCGCCAGCAGCAUAAAAGAAACAGCGUCUCCCCCCGUGUUAUUGAUAACCGGCGAGUGUGCAGACACACACUUGGCCCCGGCGUUACUCGCGGAGCUCGAGAACUUCACGGUGAAGGAACUUAGCAUGGCCACGUUGCAUUCAGCCCUCGCUUUUACUCAGGAGCAGGCACUUAUAUCGUUGUUCUCCGAGUGCCGUCGGGCAGACCGCGGGUGCGUUCUAUACUUACGUGGUGUGACCGCAGUAUGGGAGGCUCUACGUGGUCCCGGCGCUGCUCUACUGAUGCAGUUAUGGAAAGCUAGAGCAGCCGGCCCACGCACUUUGCUACUAGCCACUGCCCCGUGUGAAGUGCCCGAUGAGCUCCGCGAAAUAUUCCCCGACUACAAAGACUGCAUAUACCGAGUAAGAGAACCCAAUGCCACGGAGGUGAUCAACUUCCUGAAGCCAAUUUUAACGGAAACUCCCCUCGAACCUCCCAUCAUUGAGAAUAAUGAACCCCCGCCUCCGUUACCUAGAGCACCGCCCCCUCCCCCACCAAGAGAGAGUGAAGAAGAGAUAGCGCGACGGAAGCGGAAGGAAGACUACAAAUUGCGCGAAUUGAGGAUAUUCCUCCGGGACAUUUGUAGGAAACUAGCUUCUAAUAGACGGUUCUAUAAGUUCACUAAGCCUGUGGAUUUGGAAGAGGUAACAGACUAUCUAGAAAUCAUAAAACAACCAAUGGAUCUCGAGACUAUGAUGACUAAAGUGGAUAUGCAUAAAUACAAUUGCGCCAAAGAGUUCCUAGACGACAUAGAUCUGAUUUGCGCAAACGCAUUGGAGUAUAACCCUGAUAGGACGUCAUCAGACAAGCAGAUACGUCACGAGGCGUGUUCCCUCCGGGACCAUGCGCAUGCGCUGAUCGAUGUUGAAAUGGACAGUGAUUUCGAGUUGGAAUGUCAGCAAAUAGCAAGAAAACGGGAGGAAGAAGGCGCUGCUGAUAAUGAUCUGCCUGAUUUUAUAUAUACGGCUUCGAAUUUACCGGAAGGCUUCGACUCAUCACAAAACGACAGCAAGUCGAUGCGAACACCGCAAAACGGAGAAAAGAGCGAUCACAGCGCUAAGAGGAAGCGGCGGCGGAUGAACGCGUGGUCUAAAGGACUGGUGGUCAAACGGCAGAGGACAUCACAGAGGAGUGUAAAGGACAGCAGUGCUGUUAUAACGGACGAGGAGUGCAAGGAGAACAAGCCGAUCACAUCGACGCCGCUGCCCAACGGCGACGCGUCGUCCGACGACGACGUGCCGCUGCGCCGGCCGACCGACGAGCUGCAACACUGCAACCGUCUGCACAGUCCUGCCAAAUCAACGGAAAAGAUAACAAAAACGUCGCCAAAGAAAAGGAAUUCCGGCCACGAAACGUCAGUAGAAGCUGAGAAAGUGCAAAUAAACAAGACUGAAUUAGAUAACAUUCUGUACAAGAACGCGAAGGCCCUCCGCGCGAUAGGUCUCGAGGCGCUCAUAGAUCUGUACUCGCAACUCAACGACGCCAUACAAGCGUACAGCAAUAAGUGGGAUAGAACCAAACUGCCGCAGGACUUGCAUCAAAUAGUGAAUAGAUAUGUACAGCUGGCGAAGAAGUGAAAAAAAAAUGCUAUUUUUUGGAGGGAAAAAGUGAAAAAAAUUUUUUUUUAUUUUUUGUAUGAUUGAGUUUCUCGUUUUAUGUAUGGGAUAUGACUAUUACGAAUUAAAACUGUCUAAAUAUGUAUACCUAAUUUGUAGCAACAAAAAAAAAUAUAGAAAAUGUUAUGUUAGUUACCUAGUUAAAGGAUGAAAUUUAACUAAUAGUUCUGUCACUUUCUCACUUAUAUUCCAUCAUGUUAGUGUGAAAGAGACAGACAGGCUGAUUGGUUAAAUUACUAUAUUCAAAUAUGAAACACUCAAUGUAAGAAAAUGUAUUGGCGGAAUGAUAUGAAUUGUUUUAUUAUAUGAGAAAUGUUGAUAAGUUAUUAUGAUGGUGAUUGAGGUCGGUAAGUUGUGAAAAAUCACUGUUAAAUCACUGUUAUGGAUGUAACAGUGAUUUUUCACAGUUACAGUGAGUUGAAUAUCGUUUUAAAUUAUUCGAAUAUAGAAUAUAUGGAUAGUACAAAGUAUGGAUAACUCAGAAAAUAGAAGAAUGGUGAAAUGUCUAGGUUUUAAGGUUAUUUUUAAUUUCGCAUUGCUUUUGUUCAAAAAAUUAUAGUUAAAGCGUGAUACUUGAGUAAAAUAUUGUACUCUAUAUGCAUGCUAGCGAUAUUCAACAUCAGUUCAAAAAUUGGCAAAAAGUAUACUUUUACGGCCUUACUAAUAAAAAGUUAAACAAUAGAUAAAUGUCUACCAUUUUCUACCAUAGCUUUGUCCUGCUCUUGCUCACAUGAAACGUCAAUGAUAAAAACAA
Molecule: messenger RNA, 4864 nt
Organism: Colias croceus (clouded yellow)
Lineage: Eukaryota; Metazoa; Arthropoda; Insecta; Lepidoptera; Pieridae
Product: ATPase family AAA domain-containing protein 2-like
Exons: 27
Coding region: 259-4071 (1270 amino acids)
Biological process (GO): positive regulation of transcription by RNA polymerase II
Cellular component (GO): nucleus
Molecular function (GO): histone binding; ATP binding; ATP hydrolysis activity
Source: RefSeq, a predicted model, not a curated record